GGAGGUGAGGGCCUGAGCGUCCUCAAGCCGCCGCAGUAGUAGUAGUAGUUCGCCAUGGGUCUCCUGGGCGAGGUGACGCGAGGCCUAGUCCGGGGCGCCGACCGCAUGUCGGCCUGGACGAGCAAGCGGGGCCCGCGGACCUUCUUCAAGAGCCGCGGCUGCAAAGUCUUCGGCUCCAUCACGUCGAGCCGCAAGUUCGUCCUGGUGAAGGACCAAGUGCCGGUGCUGAUGGUGCCGGAUCUGACGGGCUUCAAGCUGAAGGCCUACGUCUCCUACCGGGCGCCCGCGGGCAGCGAGCCCCCCCUGACCGCCCGCUCCCUCUUCCAGCAGACCGCCGCGCCUCUGAUCGAGAAGGACGUCAAGGAAGGCACCUUCGACCCCGACGCCCUGCAGAAGUACGGCUUCGAGAGCAGCCAGGAGGGGAAGCUUUUCAGGCUCUUCCCCAAGAACUUUGUGCGCUAGCGGGUGGAAGGAAGGAAAGGAAAGGAAAAAAGGAGAAAAAAAAGGAAGGAAUGAAAGAGAAGAAAGAAAAAGGAAAGAAAAGAAAGAAAAAGGAAGGAAGGAAAAGAAAAGAGACACACACACACCCAGUGGAGACAAAUUUGCCCCCCCCUUCCCAGGACUGCAGCUUUAUUGAAGCCUUUCAAAUACAGGAUCGAAAGCAGAGACAAAAAGACAAUUUAUUGAAAGCAGAGGAAAAAGACACAAUUUCCUGGAAGAAGAGGGAGGAAAAAAGGACAAUUUAUUGAAAGAAGAGGAAAAAGACACAAUUUCCUGGAAGAAGAGGGAGGAAAAAAGGACAAUUUCCUGGAAGAAGAGGAAAAAGACACAAUUUCCUGGAAGAAGAGGGAGGAAAAAAGGACAAUUUCCUGGAAGAAGAGG
Molecule: messenger RNA, 882 nt
Organism: Ahaetulla prasina
Lineage: Eukaryota; Metazoa; Chordata; Lepidosauria; Squamata; Colubridae
Gene: MRPL41
Product: mitochondrial ribosomal protein L41
Exons: 1
Coding region: 55-462 (135 amino acids)
Biological process (GO): translation
Cellular component (GO): mitochondrial large ribosomal subunit
Molecular function (GO): structural constituent of ribosome
Source: RefSeq, a predicted model, not a curated record